Molecule: messenger RNA, 585 nt
Organism: Rhizophagus irregularis DAOM 181602=DAOM 197198
Lineage: Eukaryota; Fungi; Glomeromycota; Glomeromycetes; Glomerales; Glomeraceae
Source: RefSeq, a predicted model, not a curated record
AUGGAUGAUAUUAGAAUUCUUGUCGCAAUAGAUUUUGAGACUAUAUACUCUGGAAACGUAAUUAGACCAAGAUCUGAAGGUGUCUCAAAAGCAUCUACAGCACUUCAAUAUGAUGAAGGGCAUAAAAAAAUCACCACUGUUGAAGUUUAUUUAGCUCAAAUGAGGAAAUUAAUUCAAGAAACUCUAAAAAAAAAAGGACGAUGCCCUACUGUUAAGUUUCCUCAACAAGUCGAUUUUGUAUUAACAAUUUCUGCCGAAUGGCCUCCAUACACAACUAAAGUCAUGAGAGAAUGUGCAUACAAAACAGGCUUUGAAUUCACAAGUCACAACGAAUUUACAACUGAGCCUGAAGCUGCAGCAUUUCAUUGUCUUAGCGUCAUGAGAAACAAAACUUACAACCUUAUGCGGAUUAAGUCUCCUUAUUUAUUUGAACCAUUUGAACAUCAAGUUCCUAUCAUCGCUGCUGUGCCAACUUUAUCUAUGGCAGCAAUAGUUCGUGGUGCCAUUACAUAUGGAUUUAAUAUUGAUAUUGUACAUGAUCGAAUAUUAAAAUGGACACACGGAAUUGAAGUUUGUCGCUCAUAG